AUGAGUGGAAGCACUGACAAUGUCACAAACUUGUGGGAAAACGCUUCCUCGAGGUUGGAUGCGGUCGCGGACGUGUCCCCGAAUAGCUCCGGGGGGAACCACACAGCGGUGGUCCUCAGCCGGGCUAUCCCGCUGGGCUUGGUACUGGGGGCGUUCAUCGUGUUUGCCAUCGCGGGGAAUAUCUUGGUCAUCCUGUCAGUGGUGUGCAACAGGCACCUGCGCACGCCGACCAACUAUUUCAUCAUCAACCUGGCCAUCGCGGACCUGCUCCUGGGCACCAUGGUUCUGCCUGUGUCUGCUACUCUGGAGAUCCUGGACUACUGGGUCUUUGGGCGCGUGUUCUGUGACAUUUGGGCAGCUUUGGAUGUCUUGUGCUGCACCGCGUCCAUCAUGAGCCUGUGCGUCAUCUCCAUUGACCGUUACAUAGGAGUGAGCCACCCGUUGCAGUACCCGGGCAUCGUGACGGAGAAGCGCGCGCUGCUGGCCAUGCUGGGCGUUUGGGUGCUGUCCAUAGUCAUAUCUAUCGGACCGUUGCUCGGCUGGAAGCAGCCGCCGUCUCCGGACGACACCGUGUGCAAAAUCACAGAGGAGCCUUUCUAUGCGCUUUUCUCGUCCCUGGGCUCCUUCUACAUCCCGCUCGUGGUCAUACUGGCCAUGUACUGCCGUGUCUAUAUAGUAGCCAAACGGACUACUAAGAACCUGGAGGCCGGAGUGAUGCGCGAGAGAAUGAACUCUAGUGAGCUCACGUUAAGGAUACACAAAGGCUCGCAGGUCAACGAUGAGACGAGCGCGUCCACAGCCGGGAAGGGGCGCGCGCACCAAGCCAGAAGUUCACUUACUGUCAAACUUCUCAAGUUUUCCCGCGAGAAGAAAGCGGCAAAAACGUUGGGAGUUGUAGUGGGCAUGUUUACGCUUUGCUGGCUGCCUUUCUUCGUCGCUUUGCCAAUAGUUUCUUUUAAACCGGAGCUGCGCCCUCCUGAGGUCCUCUUCAAAGUCAUCUUUUGGCUGGGCUACUUCAACAGUUGCUUGAACCCCAUCAUCUACCCGUGCUACAACCGCGAGUUUAAGCUUGCCUUUAUCCGCAUCCUCCGCUGUCAGUGGCAUCAGAGGAAGCGCCCAGGGUGGAAGGCCUACAACUACCGUUCAUCCAACUUUAGCUCCUCCGGAAACUCUCGAAAAGGAUCUAACGACCACAACUCCAGCUGUUUGAACGGUAGCCAGCGCACCCUGUCCUCCGCCAGCCCCAGUCCCAGCUACUUAAGUAAAGGUCUGGCCCCGUGUCCCGAAGGGGAAGCCCUCUUCCUGUGGGGGCCUAGCACCCCGACCCCAUCCACUCCCAACCUACUCCCCGGGACCCCCACAGACUGUGAGCCUGCGUUGAUAAAACCAGAGGUAAUCCGAGGAAAAACAGACAAUGUGACUGCAAAUGUGUUUUCAUUUUCCUUUGGGAAAUUUCGAGACAAGACUGUGGACAAAGUCUGAGCUUAGCUGUGUUUGUUGAUCAGGUAUAAAACUAUUGAACCAGCGGUCAGAGAUUUGUGUUGUAAAUGGUGACCACUUGUGUAAUAUUCAACCAGCCUAUACCGGUCAUUCAUCAUCUGA
This is a messenger RNA of Boleophthalmus pectinirostris (great blue-spotted mudskipper), 1602 nucleotides long. RefSeq names its product alpha-1A adrenergic receptor. The transcript has 2 exons. Gene Ontology annotation, cellular component: membrane. Gene Ontology annotation, molecular function: alpha1-adrenergic receptor activity. The coding region runs from base 1 to 1482 and encodes 493 amino acids. Lineage: Eukaryota; Metazoa; Chordata; Actinopteri; Gobiiformes; Gobiidae. Gene Ontology annotation, biological process: adenylate cyclase-activating adrenergic receptor signaling pathway; phospholipase C-activating G protein-coupled receptor signaling pathway; cell-cell signaling. The record is from RefSeq and is a predicted model, not a curated record.